Messenger RNA from Sclerotinia borealis F-4128, 264 nucleotides. The record is from the annotation of a GenBank genome assembly. NCBI's taxonomy places the organism in Eukaryota, Fungi, Ascomycota, Leotiomycetes, Helotiales, Sclerotiniaceae.
AUGUCGUCCACAAUACCACGAUUCUUCUCACAACCUUUCCGAUACGUGAGAUGGGCAGCCAAUGAAAAGCCCGCUAUCUUCUUCUCUGUAGUCAUCGGAGGCAUUGGACCAGUUCUCAUUCUCACAGUGCCAAAGAUCCGCCAUAGGCUCGGGGAUGGACCAAGACCGCAAAUUCCUUUGACAUAUCCGAUGCCAACCGGACCAAGAAAACCAUUGAGUGGCUACGAUGACGAUGGUGCGCUGGACAUCGCAAUCGCAUUAUGA